Harpia harpyja (harpy eagle) is the source of this 1271-nucleotide messenger RNA. It is a transcript of the gene EIF1, whose product is annotated as eukaryotic translation initiation factor 1. The record is from RefSeq and is a predicted model, not a curated record. NCBI's taxonomy places the organism in Eukaryota, Metazoa, Chordata, Aves, Accipitriformes, Accipitridae. The coding region runs from base 132 to 473 and encodes 113 amino acids. Gene Ontology annotation, biological process: translational initiation. The transcript is spliced from 4 exons. Gene Ontology annotation, cellular component: eukaryotic 43S preinitiation complex. Gene Ontology annotation, molecular function: ribosomal small subunit binding; RNA binding; translation initiation factor activity.
GCGUCUCGAGCCGCCGCCGCGAGAGCAUCCCCUCCGCCGAGAGCCGCUCGCGCCGCCGCCCACCCCCGCCGCCUCCGCCGCCGCCUCCGCCGCCGCCGACCGCCUCCGCCGAGGGAAGGGAAGCGUAUCGUAUGUCCGCUAUCCAGAACCUCCAACCCUUCGACCCCUUUGCUGAUGCAAGUAAGGGUGAUGACCUGCUCCCUGCCGGCACUGAGGACUACAUCCAUAUAAGGAUCCAGCAGCGGAACGGCAGGAAGACCCUCACCACAGUCCAGGGCAUCGCGGAUGAUUACGAUAAAAAGAAACUGGUGAAGGCCUUCAAAAAGAAAUUUGCCUGCAAUGGUACUGUAAUUGAACACCCUGAAUAUGGAGAAGUGAUUCAGUUGCAAGGCGACCAGCGCAAGAACAUAUGCCAGUUCCUCGUAGAGAUUGGACUGGCUAAAGACGACCAGCUGAAAGUCCAUGGGUUUUAAGUGCCUGUGGGUCAGUGAAGCUUUAUGCAAGAAGAUUUCCUUACCAUGAAAUUCCCAUCUGUCCCUUGUCAUAAGUUUAAAACCAGCCGGUUUGUGUAAUGUAACUCUCUUGGGUCCACUAUUCAGUCUGGACUAGUGUAAUUCAGUGAUGUAAUAAACUCACAAGAGCCCAUGCUAUCUCGUCUUGCUGUCCCUCAUUUAACAGAGGUAAAUCGGGCAUUUGGCAUGGUCCAGCCUGCAGCUAAAAGUAACCAGAUGUUCCAAGUUAAGCCAAGGGACUCGGCCCGUCAGUCCAGAGACUGUCCGGAUUGCUCCUCAGUCCAGCUGCUCUUCCAUUCUGAUGGACGGUAACUCUGGCGGUGCCUCCUGCGGUCCUACACGGAGCGAGGCACCGAGCGUGAGCCGUGACAUGGCAUGGGGAGAUAGCACCUUCCCUCUAGGCAGUGUUGGCUCCUGGUGGCAGAGGGAUUUGGGGAAGCUUGACGAUGAACAAGAGGAGUAACUGAAGAGUGACUUCAAGGCUGGAUGUCUGCGGUUCAGGCCUGGCAGGUGCCGGUACCCUACAAGCCCCAAGGUACCGGGGGUACUCAAAGGAACCGUUACCUUGGGUUAAACUUUUGACAAGGGAUCAAUUUUGGACUAAUGUAACAAGCAUCAUUGUAGAUAGAGCCACAGAGCUUAUGUGUUCUAGCAACUGCUGCCGAAUGCCCUGUGAAGUAACAGAUUUUUGGUUUCAUUUUUAAUGUUUUAUGUAAUGUAUUUAAAGUCUUAUUUAAAUAAAAAUGGUUUUCAGAAGCA